AAGAGAGUGGAAAACAGAAAAAGUUAUCCCGCCCAAUAUAUUUUUCCUCUUUGGAGCCUUUCAUGCUUUCAUCUCUUUUGCUCACGCAGACCACCCAACGUCAACUGAAACGACGAAAGACGACGCUUUCAUCUCUUUUGUUGCGAUACCCACCCACGUCCUGUCUCACACGACUGCCGUUCAACGGACGACGUCGUCUCUGUCCAAUCGCUAACGCUGAAGCUCUGGCACCAUUGUUGUCUACAAUAGAACGCACCAUCGUCUACAAGGGUUUCGCUUAGGGUUCUUAGUCUACCAGCUCGUCUGAUUUCUACUGCUAUUAGACCCUUGUAGCUAACGAUUCAAGGGUCCCUUGAAUCAAUUGGAAAAUGAAGAAAAUGACAGCUUUGGGUUUUGAGGGUUCAGCAAACAAGAUCGGUGUUGGGGUUGUAACUUUAGAUGGCAACAUUUUGUCAAACCCACGUCACACCUACAUUACACCUCCUGGUCAUGGCUUCCUUCCUCGUGAAACUGCACAACACCAUCUCCACCACAUUCUUCCAUUGGUUAAGUCUGCUCUGGAAACUGCAAAAAUUACCCCAAAGGAUAUUGACUGCCUUUGUUACACCAAAGGGCCUGGCAUGGGAGCUCCUCUUCAGGUUUCUGCUGUUGCUGUGAGGGUUCUUUCUCAGAUUUGGAAUAAGCCUAUUGUUGCUGUUAAUCAUUGUGUUGCACAUAUUGAGAUGGGAAGGGUUGUAACUGGUGCAGAUGAUCCUGUUGUCUUGUAUGUUAGUGGUGGGAAUACUCAGGUGAUUGCUUAUAGUGAAGGAAGGUAUAGAAUCUUUGGGGAGACUAUUGAUAUUGCUGUUGGAAAUUGCUUGGACCGGUUUGCAAGAGUCCUAACACUAUCCAAUGACCCAAGUCCUGGAUACAAUAUUGAACAGCUUGCAAAGAAAGGAAAACUUUUUAUUGAACUUCCAUAUGUUGUCAAAGGGAUGGAUGUAUCAUUCAGUGGGAUAUUGAGCUACAUCGAAUCAACUGCUGAGGAGAAGCUAAAAAGUAAUGAGUGUACUCCUGCUGACUUGUGCUACUCUCUGCAGGAGACUUUGUUUGCUAUGCUUGUGGAAAUAACAGAAAGAGCCAUGGCUCACUGUGACAAGAAAGAUGUUCUUAUAGUCGGUGGUGUAGGUUGUAAUGAGCGCUUGCAAGAGAUGAUGAGAAUAAUGUGCUCUGAGAGAGGUGGAAGGCUAUUUGCAACUGAUGACCGUUACUGUAUUGAUAAUGGGGCAAUGAUCGCAUAUACUGGUCUUCUUGCUUGGGCACAUGGUGAUUCGACACCAUUGGAGGAAGUAACAUUCACCCAACGGUUUCGAACUGAUGAAGUACAUGCAAUCUGGAGAGAAAAGGCUUUGACUAACGGAAAGGAGCUUAUGGAAGAAGAUGUCUAAGGCAUCUUUGUUCUCUUCAAAAGGUGAUACUUAGUAUGGCAAUGAGAUGUUUUGUAAGCUUAGUGUAUCUGGUAUAAUUCUAUUUCCAUUUUUCAUGAUGGCUGGAGUUUUAUAGAUAAGCAGCACUAACGAAAAAUUUAGCCAAAUGGUCUUUAGAAUAUAACUUGUACUCUUUAUUGAUCCGUUUGUCCUUGAAAUCUUGAUGGUCAAUGGAAUGAACAAAUGUAUUUAUUAUAAAUUGAGAAGUAGGGUGUACAUUCACUUAAAUACGUUCACAUUUGUUUCAAAAGAUAUAUGUAUGUGUAUAUAUAAUGCUCA
Molecule: messenger RNA, 1745 nt
Organism: Cucumis sativus (cucumber)
Lineage: Eukaryota; Viridiplantae; Streptophyta; Magnoliopsida; Cucurbitales; Cucurbitaceae
Product: probable tRNA N6-adenosine threonylcarbamoyltransferase
Exons: 4
Coding region: 369-1427 (352 amino acids)
Biological process (GO): tRNA threonylcarbamoyladenosine modification
Cellular component (GO): cytoplasm; EKC/KEOPS complex
Source: RefSeq, a predicted model, not a curated record